AUGGAGGACUUUCUGCUCUCCAAUGGGUACCAGCUGGGCAAGACCAUUGGGGAAGGGACCUACUCAAAAGUCAAAGAAGCAUUUUCCAAAAAACACCAAACAAAAGUGGCAAUUAAAAUUAUAGACAAGAUGGGAGGGCCGGAAGAAUUUAUCCAGAGAUUCCUGCCUCGGGAGCUCCAGAUUGUCCGUACCCUGGACCACAAGAACAUCAUCCAGGUGUAUGAGAUGCUGGAGUCUGCUGAUGGGAAAAUCUACCUGGUGAUGGAGCUGGCUGAAGGCGGGGACGUCUUUGACUGUGUGCUGAACGGGGGGCCACUUCCCGAGAGCCGGGCCAAGGCCCUCUUCCGUCAAAUGGUCGAGGCCAUCCGCUACUGCCAUGGCUGUGGUGUGGCCCACCGGGACCUCAAGUGUGAGAACGCCUUGUUGCAGGGCUUCAACCUGAAGCUGACUGACUUUGGCUUCGCUAAGGUGUUGCCCAAGUCACGUCGAGAGCUGAGCCAGACGUUCUGCGGCAGCACAGCCUACGCCGCCCCUGAGGUGCUGCAGGGUAUUCCUCACGAUAGCAAGAAGGGCGACGUCUGGAGUAUGGGCGUGGUCCUGUACGUCAUGCUCUGUGCCAGCCUACCUUUUGACGACACAGACAUCCCCAAGAUGCUGUGGCAGCAGCAGAAGGGGGUGUCUUUCCCCAAUCAUCUGGGCAUCUCAGCCGAAUGCCAGGACCUGCUCAAGCGGCUCCUGGAACCAGACAUGAUCCUCCGGCCUUCAAUCGAAGAAGUUAGUUGGCAUCCAUGGCUAGCAAGCACUUGA
Molecule: messenger RNA, 807 nt
Organism: Lynx canadensis (Canada lynx)
Lineage: Eukaryota; Metazoa; Chordata; Mammalia; Carnivora; Felidae
Gene: TSSK3
Product: testis specific serine kinase 3
Exons: 2
Coding region: 1-807 (268 amino acids)
Biological process (GO): microtubule cytoskeleton organization; protein phosphorylation; intracellular signal transduction
Cellular component (GO): cytoplasm
Molecular function (GO): protein serine/threonine kinase activity; tau-protein kinase activity; ATP binding
Source: RefSeq, a predicted model, not a curated record